AAAUUAGAUCCGCAUUUGAUUAACUGAAUUGAUAAUUUCUAAAAUUAUAUUGACGUGUAGGUUUUGAUAAACUUGUUCGAAAUUUCCACGUGUUAUUACAAAUGCAUUGUACGCGUUUUUAGAACAUCACGUAAUUCCUUCUUUUGAUUUCACCAGACACUGCACUAUUGAUUGGCCUAUUUAAAUUCGGAAUACCUCGGAAGCCGUCUAGUGUACGAAAUGUAAACAAUCGCCCCGAGUGUCCUAUAUAAAUCGUCUUAACGGGACUCUGUCUGAGAGAACGAAACUAAAAACAUCAGAAGAUGAACAGACAAUAUAUAGUGGAUCUGGGAAUGUACUCCGCCCUGGGGUGCGCCACCAUGUUCUGCGGCUCCGCUUACUACGUUAACUUCGUGCAGACUCCUGCCAUGAUGCAGGUGAAAGACACGAAGGCGGUGAGGGAUCUAUGGAAGGAAUCAUUUCUACGUGCCAAAAAGUACCAGAAAGGCUUCGCGAUUUCGUCUAUGAUCUGUACGACUCUCUUGGGGAUUAACGAGCAGUCUAAGUAUCGCUGGCUAUGGUUCGGAAGCGCCGCCGCCAUCUUUGCCGUCAUCCCGUGGACGUAUAUUGUUAUGAUGCCAGACAUCAAGCGUCUCUUGGACGAUGACGUCAUGGACAAGGAGGGGGAUCAGUGGGUCCGAGACAAAAUUAGCCUUUGGAGUCGUCGCCAUGGCGUCCGAACCUUCCUUUCUGACGUCAGCGUUAAUCUUAUGUUGGCAGCAAUUUACAUGACCCGGAUGUAAACCGUCGCUCUGAUCAGAGAGCCCAAAACGAGACAUGGAGGAUUUUUUUAAAAUCAUAACGAUGCAUAAUGUCAAUUGACUGGAAAAAGUGUGCUUGAAAAGUUAGAUAGCAUAUUUAUGAAUGUAUUUGUUAUGAUGCAUUUUUGAUUUACGUGGAGUUAUAAUCAAUGUUUAUUGAUGUGAAUCGUGGAGUUAGAAUCAAUGUUUAUUGAUGUGAAUCGAUGGUGUGAUACGGCUUUUAUAUGUCUGAAUAUUGAAAAUUUUAGGAGAUAGAUUAAAGUAUAUAUAUAUAUAUUUUAAAA
Ostrea edulis (European flat oyster) is the source of this 1084-nucleotide messenger RNA. RefSeq lists its product as uncharacterized. The transcript has 3 exons. NCBI's taxonomy places the organism in Eukaryota, Metazoa, Mollusca, Bivalvia, Ostreida, Ostreidae. Bases 303 to 782 code for a protein of 159 amino acids. The record is from RefSeq and is a predicted model, not a curated record.